GUCUUCCAUGAAACAGGUUCCUGGUUCCAAAAAGGUUGGGGACUUCUGGCCUAUGUGAGUUCAUAGGUCAUAUGCCCAGGAAGCCGGCCUUGCCUAGGUCUUAUUCAUCACCUAGAGAGUGCUCAAUAAAUCCUCAUUGAAUAAAGGAGUUUGGGUUUCUCCUGCAACACUGAAUCAGGAAAGCAGUGUAGCCAUGGGGAAAGAGGAAGUGGAGAUCCUCAUCCUUCCCACGGUCCAGGCUAGCUCCAUAGCCUGGGGCCAAUCAGUGAAUAUCAACUGUGCCUCAGUUUCCUACAUCCAUACAUGGGAAGAACUGUCUUUUCCCCGUCGCUUUUCUGCCGUGCACCAAGAGUAAAAGAGGCACAAAUGUACACGCUCAACUUGCAGCAAUGUGAUGGCUCUGUGAUUCUGAAGGACACCGUGAGGUGUGGUGUUCUGUUAAAGAAAAUGCCAGCAAAUCAGAGACAUCCCCAUAGAAGCCAGAAGAUGUGGUUAGUGUUUGUACCAUGAAAUGUCUGCGUGUUCUGAGGUGGGCUAAAGGACAGUUGCUUUUCUUCCCUAUUAAAUAGGUGGUUAGACUCAGACAUAAGGGUGCAGGAAGCAGAACGGUGUCAGAGACAAAGAUGACUGCAUGGAGUUUGGUGAGAAACUAUCCCCAAAGCAGCAAUUUUUUGGAUGAGUCUCAGCCUUUCUGAGCCUCUGUUAUUCCAACUGCGAAGUGAUACAAUUAACAAUAACAAAAAUUUGAUAAGAGCAAAUACAUUUGACAUUUUUAAUGCACCUGCUACUAUUCUAAGCCCUUUAAAGAUACACAUUUAUUUAGAUUCAUAGAACACCCCAUGAUGCAGGAGCUGUUACUAUCUACAUUGUACUGAGAAAUGUGGAGAAAGUUCCAGUAACUUGCCAAGGAUGUAGCUGGCAAGUUGGAACACUGAGAUUUGAACCCAGGGCUCUGGCCUCCAGAGUCUGUGCACUAACCACUAUAAUACCUCUGAGACUGUGAGGGGCAAAUGAGUGACAACACAUUGCUUUGGAAGUGAAAGGCGAUCUAAACAUGCAAGUAUUAACAGUAUUUAAAAAAAAACAAUAACAAUGGUAGGUCCCUCUGAUGCUUCUGACUUUAUUUCUCUGGUCACAGUUUUCGCCUCUGUAAAAUGGGUGGGCAGGCUUUGCAUUGGAUAAUCUCUGAGGUCCCUUCCACUUCUCGGAUUCUGGUAAUGAAAGGUCCUUCUUUCCUCACAUAGGGCUGAGAGAAGGGCAAGCCACCGGCUUGCAGAACUUGGAGGCUGAUACAGGGAAGCCUACCCAGGACAGAGCUGGAAAAGCCAAGGCACACAGUGGGGACACACCAGAGGGCAGGCCUCAGAGCCCCUGACAGCCUUCUGAAACUCUGGUGGCAUGGAGGGAGGUUGUGGGCUAGUGGCUGGCUGGGCUACAAGGAGAAGAAAGGACUCCACAGAGCAAUUUAUAACAGCUGCUCAGUAAGUGCUCAUUUGUUUCUCUCCACCUUGGAAUAGGGCUUAGUGUGUGUGAGAGGGGGAUGCUACAUAAACCAGCCCUAGAACGAUGGGCUUACCAGAAAGAACUGGGGCACUCUGCAGGGGCAGUGUCUGGGGAAGGGUUCUCCAAAACAGGUGACAUUUCAGAGGGGCCUGGAUGGAUGAGUAGGAUUUCAACAGGCAGAGAUGAAAGGGGAGGGUGCUCCAGGCACAAAGCAAGAACUCCCCGCAGCCGUGAAGAACAGCUGGUGUUUGGCAACAGCCAGUGUGUCCAGAGCAAGUGUUGUGUGUGUGUGUGAGGGAGAGAGGGUGAGGCUGGGAAAUCAGGUUGUGGCCACAGUGGGCAGGGUGGGCCUUGCCUUGUGCACUAGGCUGAGGGGUUAUCCCGCGGCCUGAACACCUUGGGAGGCCUUUGAAGAUUUACUUAGUGCUUUAUUAACAAAUACGUAUUGGGCUUUGGGUUUUUGGUGUUUUGUUUUGUUUUUUAACGAUUCAUGCCCACAGUAGAAUAGACAGAAGGGUCAGAAAAGUAUAAAGAAUAAGAUCCCCUUUUAGUUUCUGUUCCCAGAGAUAACAGCUGGAGUGACGCCAGGCCGUUGGCGGGUUUUCGGGGUGCACUCCUAGACACCACCUCUCCAGUGAGUCAGCAAGGGCCGGACUGAUGCCCCUCCUUGGGAACCUGAAUCGGGGCAAGGAGCCUAGGGGGCCUAGGGGGCAGAGGGGCCGGGGAAGCCCGACCAGUCAGGCAGGCUAAAUCGGCAGGGGCCCCGCCCUCGCCACCCAGGCUCCCUGGCAGUCUCAGGUCGCGCCUGCCGGCCCGGACCCCGCCGCUCGGCGCGCGCACGUCCAGGAGGGCGCCCAGGGGGCGCCGCUUCCCCUUGAGCUCCGCUGGGGGGCUGGUCCAGCGCGCGGACCGGGGCGGAAAGAGUCGGGCGGAGCGGGCGGCGGGGCAGGUGGCUGCUUGACAGCCGUGAGCCGAGCGGGCGCGCGGGCAGGUCCACGGGAAGCGUACACGCUCAAGGUCAUGCCCUGACCACAGCUGCCCUUCAGGAGGCUGGCACGGAGCCACCCGGGAUCAUUGGGCUGUUUGUCAAGGGUGUGACAGCAGCGGCUUGCCACUCUUCCUCCAUGAGCCCAGCCAGAGCCUCCACUGGGCACUCAGCACAAGAAAAACCCUGCAGGAGCCAGAGUCCAGAGCGUUGGGAUUCAGCAGGAGUGCCAGGAGAAUUCAACACAGGUGUGCUGCGUCCUCUCCUGCCAGGCGUGUGGCUGGACACGAGUCUUGCUGAUGGUGGAAUUCAAGUCACCAGUGGCCAAAGUACCCUCCAGGUGUGAAGAGUUGCAGGUCCUCUGAGGAGCCAGGAGCUGCAAGGUUCUGAAAAAGACUUCAAGAAACUGACUAAUCUCAAUGGCUGCCCCUGAUGGGAGGGUAGUCUCCAGACCCCAAAGACUUGGUCAGGGGUCUGGCCGGGGACCAAAGGGGCGUGGAGCCUGCCUGCAUCCCCUGGACAGCCUGGAGCAGAAGGAGACUCAGGAGCAGACGCCGGGCCAGCUGGACAUGCUGAGGAAGGCACAGGAAUUCUUUCAGACCUGUGAUGCUGAAGGCAAGGGCUUCAUCGCCAGGAAGGAUAUGCAGAGGCUGCAUAAGGAGCUACCGCUCAGCCUGGAGGAACUGGAGGAUGUGUUUGAUGCCCUGGAUGCUGAUGGCAAUGGCUAUCUGACCCCAGAGGAGUUUACUACUGGAUUCAGUCACUUCUUCUUCAGCCAGAAUAACCCAAGUCAGGAAGAUGCAGGUGAGCAGGUGGCCCAGCGCCACGAAGAGAAGGUGUAUCAGUCCAGAGGGGACGAGGAUCUGGGAGACAUGGGCGAAGAUGAGGAAGCCCAGUUCCAGAUGCUGAUGGACAGACUUGGAGCCCAAAAGGUUUUGGAAGAUGAAAGUGAUGUCAAGCAGCUCUGGCUACAGCUGAAGAAGGAUGAACCUCAUUUACUAUCCAACUUUGAAGAUUUCCUGACCAGAAUCUUCUCCCAGCUCCAAGAAGCCCAUGAGGAGAAGAAUGAACUGGAGUAUGCCCUAAAAAGGAAAAUUGCUGCUUAUGAUGAAGAAAUCCAGCAUCUCUAUGAGGAGAUGGAACAGCAAAUCAAAAGUGAGAAGGAGCAGUUUCUCCUGAAGGACACAGAGAGGUUUCAAGCCCGCAGUCAAGAGCUGGAACAGAAACUGUUAUGUAAGGAGCAGGAGCUGGAGCAGCUCACCCAGAAGCAGAAAAGGCUGGAAGGUCAGUGCACAGCCCUGCAUCAUGACAAGCGUGAGACCAAGGCUGAGAAUACCAAGCUGAGACUCACCAACCAGGAGCUGGCCCGGGAGCUGGAGCGGACCUCCUGGGAGCUCCAGGAUGCUCAGCAGCAGCUGGAAAGCCUUCAGCAAGAGGCCUGCAAACUCCACCAGGAGAAGGAGAUGGAAGUGUACCGUGUGACGGAGAGUCUACAGCGCGAGAAGGCCGGGCUCCUCAAGCAGCUGGAUUUCCUAAGGGAAAGGAACAAGCACCUUCGGGAUGAACGAGACAUAUCUUUUCAGAAAAAUAAGGCAGCCAAGGCAAACACAGCUGCUUCCAGGGCAAGCUGGAAAAAGAGAUCUGGCUCUGUGAUAGGCAAAUAUGUGGACGGCAGAGGGAUUCUUAGGAGCCAGUCAGAGGAGGAGGAGGAGGUGUUUGGCAUCCCAAGGAGAAGCUCCCUGGGCCUGAGUGGAUAUCCCCUAACAGAAGAGGAGCCAGGAACCGGGGAGCCAGGGCCUGGGGGUCCAUACCCCCGGCCUCUCCGCAGAAUCAUCUCCAUUGAAGAAGACCCCCUGCCCCAGCUCCUGGAUGGCGGCUUUGAGCAACCCCUGAGCAAAUGCCCAGAAGAGGAAGAGGUCUCUGACCAAGGGGUACAGGGACAAAUCCAGGAGGCCCCACCCUUGAGACUCACCCCCACAUCCCCCCGAGGGCAGCCUGUUGGAAAAGAAGCCCUGUGUAAGGAGGAAAGCUCUCCCUCCGCCCCCGACCGGCUCUUCAAGAUUGUGUUCGUCGGCAAUUCCGCGGUGGGGAAGACGUCCUUCCUGAGGAGGUUCUGUGAGGACCGGUUCUCCCCAGGCAUGGCGGCCACUGUGGGCAUUGAUUACCGUGUGAAGACGGUGAACGUGGACGACUCUCAGGUGGCCCUGCAGCUGUGGGACACGGCUGGGCAGGAGAGGUACCGGUGCAUCACCCAGCAGUUCUUCAGAAAGGCCGAUGGUGUCAUCGUCAUGUACGAUCUCACAGACAAGCAGUCGUUCCUGUCGGUCCGGCGGUGGCUGAGCAGCGUGGAGGAAGCUGUGGGAGACCGGGUUCCUGUUCUUCUGCUGGGUAAUAAGCUUGACAACGAGAAAGAGCGGGAAGUCCCCCAGGGCCUCGGAGAGCAGCUUGCCAAGGACAACAAUCUGAUCUUCUAUGAAUGCAGCGCCUACUCUGGUCACAACACCAAAGAGUCCCUGCUCCAUCUGGCCAGGUUCCUCAAGGAGCAAGAAGACACAGUGAGAGAGGACACCAUUCAGGUCGGCCACCCUGCUAAGAAGAAAUCCUGCUGUGGCUGAUAGGGUCUUACCAGGACUGCCCCCAGCAAGCCUGAGGUCACAGAGCCUGCCCUGAUCCUGCACACGGCUCCUACACAGAUGCCACCCACGGGGGCCCGCCCAGUCCUUUUCUUUGUCAGUCACUCGCCUCCCCCAAAAGGAAGGGAAGCACAUCCCAUCAGGAGAGCUGCUCUUGGAGCAUCUCAGAGCCUUUUCUCUCCUUUCUCUUUCUAGACCCCAGAUGCCCAUCCCUCCUUUGUUGUUGUUGUUGUUGUGUUCCCUGACUUAGUUUCCUAAGGGAAAGAAACAGAUGGGCGUUUCCAGAAAAGCCACCACGUGCCUUCUCCACCCCCCUUCUCCUCUCCUUGCCCUUCGGAGCCUCAGCACUGCUGUUGCCAUGACAACCAUGCGGGGCUGACUUGCGGCUUCCUGCAGGCCAAGGUACAGCACUCAGGUGCUGCUAGGGUGGUUAGUCUUGCUCAGCCCCUGUUCUCCAGCGGCCAAAGGGAUACUUUUAUACCUGCUUCGAGGACCUUGAGAUACCCAGGUUGUUGACUGCAGCAAACCAGAGCGGCCACAUUCUAUUCUACCCCCGACCCGGGGGCUCUGCUCGUUCCUUAAUCCCAGCUUUGAACCUUCCUCUCAGCACCAUGCCCGCUGCCUUUGUCCCCUUGGGUUUUCUGGAACGGUGCCUUAGGGAGAACCGACAGCCUUUCCUCCUCGCCCCCCACCUACAGCCCUGACUCCGGGGUGGACUGUGGGUGAUAAGUGUACGCCUGGGGUUAGGGGUGGGUUGACUUCCCGCUUAACUUUGACUGAGAAAUGAAGAGAAAACUAGUGGAGAAAAGCCAUCUGCUGCUAAACAGAGCGACCAUUUCUGGAGGGUACAAAUGAGGUAUAUAUAGCUAUAUAAAAGCCAUUUUCUAAAUGUUUCUCAAAAUAGCUCUUUGAAAACUCAUACGUGAUGAUUAACAGGGUAGACUGACACGCAGGCAGUGGGGCCCAGCGCGAGGGCCGUAGUUACUGACUUCAUUUUAUUUUCUUUUACUUUAUUUCAGAACACUGUAUUUUUUUUUCAGUGUGGCUGUGAUGUUGACAUUUUGCUGGUGUUUGAGAAGUGAACAGAAUGUAGCUGCUGGCUUCAGCACCCCCGAUUGCAAUAACACAGGGCACUUGGACUGGGGGAAUGAUCUGGGUCCCGUGGGAUUCCUGCAGUUGGGUGGUGGUGAGUUCCCAGCCAGCUCCGGCACCACUAGCCGGCUGUCACAGUACUCUUGCCCUGUGUAGGAAGUCGAAUGAAAGUUAUUACAAGGAUAACUGCCAAUCACUGGGCCUGCAGACCCAGGCCCCCACAGGAAGGUGGGUAGUCCACACCCAAGUGGGGCACAGAAAGAGGGAGAGGGGCAGAAAGUGUCCACAGGCUUCCAACAAGAUAGUUGAAGACAACCCCACACAGCCACAUGGAUCGGGGAGAGACCACUGGCCAGAGUUCUCAAGGCGUUCCAAUAGCCUCCUCUCAGACUCCCAAAACAGUCAGACGCUCUCUAGGUCCCCAGGCAAGUACCUACCUCUUUUUUUGCAGACUUCUCUUUCAUUGAGCACUUGCAGGAGCCAGAGAGCCCAUGGAG
This is a messenger RNA of Chlorocebus sabaeus (green monkey), 6710 nucleotides long. RefSeq names its product calcium release activated channel regulator 2A (gene CRACR2A). Gene Ontology annotation, molecular function: GTPase activity; calcium ion binding; GTP binding. The record is from RefSeq and is a predicted model, not a curated record. Lineage: Eukaryota; Metazoa; Chordata; Mammalia; Primates; Cercopithecidae.